Molecule: messenger RNA, 695 nt
Organism: Camponotus floridanus (Florida carpenter ant)
Lineage: Eukaryota; Metazoa; Arthropoda; Insecta; Hymenoptera; Formicidae
Product: 40S ribosomal protein S19
Exons: 3
Coding region: 216-677 (153 amino acids)
Biological process (GO): ribosomal small subunit assembly; translation
Cellular component (GO): cytosolic small ribosomal subunit; ribosome
Molecular function (GO): structural constituent of ribosome; RNA binding
Source: RefSeq, a predicted model, not a curated record
AGCACAGCUGUUUGUCGCGUCACAAUGCAUUAAUGACUGAUUGUCGAAUUAAUUUAUGAACGAACUUUGCUCUGAAUCACGUAGCUGUCAUUGAACAAUCCGCUGUCAACGUCAGUCGUGUCAUUUUGGGAUAAAGGUUGCCCAUCUUGAGAGAUUGAAUAAUCUUAGCCGUUCUGUGAGGUUAUGCUCUUUCCGGUUAACGUCCUCUUACGAAGAUGCCAUCUGUAACUUUAAAAGACGUGGAUCAGCAAAAAUUUGUAAAGGCCUUUGCAGCCUUUCUCAAAAAGACUGGCAAAAUGCGUGUGCCAGAAUGGGUGGACAUUGUGAAAACGGCCAAAUUCAAGGAACUGGCUCCCUAUGAUCCCGAUUGGUAUUACAUCAGGUGCGCAGCCUUGGUGCGUCACAUUUAUAUUCGUAGUCCUAUUGGAGUUGGUGCUGUUACAAAGAUUUUUGGUGGACGCAAACGCAAUGGUACUCAUCCCAGCCACUUUUGCCGAUCAGCGGGUAGUGUUGCGCGCAAGGCUCUUCAAAGUUUAGAACAGCUAAAAUUAAUUGAAAAGGCACCUCUUGGUGGACGUAAAUUAACUAGUCAAGGACGCAGGGAUUUGGAUCGAAUAGCUGCACAGGUUAAAGCUAAAAGUAAAAAACAGCUUAAGCUUCAAGACACUGUACUUUAAUAUAUAAUUUCAUGUUAU